CGGAGAUCCUACCGACCCCACAAAAAUUGGGGAAAAUUACCAUCUCUACCCGCCAUACAAUCAUAUCUUCUAAACACAAACACUUCAAAUUGCAACAAAAUCAAUCCUCAGUUUCUACAGUUUUGCAUCCAUGGCUUCCAAGAAAACUUCUUGGGCAUUUAUUUUGGUACUGGUGAUAGUGGCGGUGCUUGCGGUGGAUGUUAGUAGCACGAGCAUCGGCCAUACACCGUCGAGGAAAGUAGAAGAUUUUGAGUUCAGUGAGGCGAAGGAAAAGACAGAGAGAGCCAAGGACAAGGCGUGGGAGACAGGGAAAGAGGCAAAAGAAGCUACGGAGUCGUGGACUGAAUGGGCUAAGGAGAAGAUCUCCAAAGGACAAGGCCUCAAGCACGACGACGUUGUAAAGGAUGCUGCUAAGAAAACUUACGGUUCCGCUGCUACCACUGCUAAGUCAGCUUCCGAUUCAGCAGCGCAGACAGCCAAGAAAGCUUCCGAUUCUGGGGCCGACACUGCUUCCAAGACCAAAGAUGUGAUCAAGGACGCCACUUCUAGAGCUUCCGACGCAGCAGCUAAUACUGCUAAGUCAGCUUCCGAUUCAGCAGCUCACACGACGAAGAAAGCUUCCAAUUUCACCGCUGACACUGCUUCAAAGACGAAAGACGUGAUCAAGGAUGCUGCUUCUAGAGCUUCCAAUUCCGCGGCUCAAACUGCUACCAAAACUAAAGACACCAUUAAGGACACCGCUUCCGGAGCUGGUCAAUAUGGUGCAGAGAAGGCCGGAGACAAGGCAAAUGCAGCGACAGAGAAGGCAAAAGAGAUGAAAAAUUCAGCAAUGGGGAAGGCCGGAGAGAUGACAGAAGCUGCCAAAGAGAAGGCAAAAGAAAUGGGUAAUGAAGCAACUGACAAGGUUAGUCACAUGGCCGGAAUGACAAAGGACAAAGCAUCGCAGAAAGCUGAAGAAGCAAAAGAGACCGCCAAGGACGAAAUGAAAACUGAGAAAGGAGAGGCGGCGGAGCAACUCAAUUGGGCCAAAGAGAAGGCCAAAGAAGGGUACGACACAACGAGCCACAAAGCGGGGGAGAAGCGGGUAGAGACGGUGGAGCAGCUGAAUUGGGCCUAGGAGAAAGCGAAAGAAGGGUACGAUGAGAUGAAGAACAAAGCUGGGGAGACCUUGGAGUCUGCUAAGAAGUCACAGGAGAUGUUCAAAGAUAGCAUCUCCGGUACGGUUCGAGAUUCGGAGCUCUGAGUUUGAUAUAUAACCUUUGUUCCAGUCUUCAGUACGACGUAGUUUUUUCGGGGUUUUUUUUUUUUGU
Rubroshorea leprosula is the source of this 1310-nucleotide messenger RNA. The record is from the annotation of a GenBank genome assembly. NCBI's taxonomy places the organism in Eukaryota, Viridiplantae, Streptophyta, Magnoliopsida, Malvales, Dipterocarpaceae.